This is a messenger RNA of Symbiodinium natans, 420 nucleotides long. NCBI's taxonomy places the organism in Eukaryota, Dinophyceae, Suessiales, Symbiodiniaceae. The record is from the annotation of a GenBank genome assembly.
AUGGCGCUUCUGUGCGGAUGCUGCACUGACCAGGGUGAGCCUGUCGAGGCUGUUGAUUCGGCCAUUGAUCGCUUGAACGAUAAGCCGAAGGUCGCUGUGCCAGAUGAGACCAAAUUUGGAGAGCCUGCAGCUAGCCCGCGAAACGACAGGGAGUUCGAGGUGGUAAUCGAGAAGCUGCCUGGCGAUCAGAGAAUCGGCUUGGAUAUCAGCGUGGUGGGUGGCAAGGUUCUCAAGGUUUGGAAGGUGAAGGAUGGCCUGGUGAACGAGUGGAACAAGACACAGCCAUCUGACAUGCAGGUGAAGGGUGGUGAUGCAGUGGUCGCGGUGAAUGGCAAGCGUGGUAGUGCUGAUCAGCUUCUGGAAGAAGUGUCCAAGGGACAGAAGGUGACGAUACUGGUGUCGCGUGGAAUGUUCGCGUGA